UUCACUCAUUUCGUGAUCAUCAUAUCGAGGAGGGAUAUUAAAUUACCAAAAAUAGAGAUCGUGUGCGUUGGUUUAUUUACAGCCUAGAGGCCCUUAUAGCAGGGAAGUUUCAGAUUUUCACCAUUUUACCAUCUCAUUUUUAGAGGAAAGAAAUCCUAACAUCAUGUUCAUUCCUUAUGUCAAAAUCCCACUUUCAAUGACGUGAGAGUUUUGUACUUUAUUCUGAACUGUCUCUGUCCCCUUUGUUUAGGGCACCAUUACCCCCAGAAUUUUGGCCAUCAAAGCCUCGUUCAUCUUGGUGCCUGCUUGGUUACCACCUUAUCCAUACAAAACUAUUUUCCCCUUUCAAUUCCGAUACUAUCCCCCUGUAUGUCAAAUAGCAACCUGAAACUGCGUAGGACAAAACUGUCUUUUCAACUCACUUUAAGGUUUCCCCACUGUCACAAAUCUUAAACGUGGCCAUAUCAUUUUUAAAUGCCGUCUUAAGAUGGCAGCCAAUCGCCAACGUAACUUCAUUUCAUUUGUUGUUAUCGUUUCUCUUCCGUAAGACUAACCAAACUUCUCCAUUUCUCUCUCCCUUGCCUUCACCAAACUUUUCUGUCUUCCUCUGCCUAACCUCCUUUCUUGUUUUUCCUUAUUGACCUUUAAGACUGAUCUGGGCGCAAUUCAAGCACCUAAAUAGAAUUAAAAAACUUAUUUUAUCUCUAUUUCUUUCUGCAGCAGUAAGUUUACAUGGUAUGUUCACUAUCUCCUGCUUCUGCUUUUCUUUUUUACGGAAAGACUUACAUCAGCCUCGUCUGCACUUUGAUCUUGACGAAGGUUCUUGUAAAUAUUACUGUUUAUCCAAUAUUCUUUUUGCUUUAAACUCUUGAUUUUCACGCUAUAAUAGUUUAUUGACUUUUUUUUGUCAGGUGGUAUAACUUGUCAUCUUUAGAUCUAUUAUUCUAUUAUUGUUUCUAUUGUUAAGAAGGGCUGUACUUUUUGACGUUUGUUGGAUAUUAAAAAGAAAAAACCCCAGAUAUUGGAAAUUUUCACUGACUUAAUCCGUUGGGAUCUAAGAUGCAAGAGCUUUUAGUUUACUGUUUUUGACUGGAAAAAUAAGAAACGGGGGUUUCUGGAUCUGACCUCAGAAGUUGAAUUCUGGUUUUGGAAUUGUCUUGAAAGAUGCAAGCAAGAGAUGGGUCGGGUGGGUUUUUAGAGGAAGGCAAGGAUACUGUGGUUACAACUAGGACAAGCCAAUCUAGGACUCUGCCACUGAGGGUACUUCAGUUAUUUGGGUUGUUUCUUGCUCUCUGUAUCGCCUUUUCGAUCAUUAGUAUAUAUACAAUCCGGCGUUUUGGAAUUUAUAGUGUGGUAACUACAGUUAAGUCUAAUGUUGUGUCGUGUGAUGAAGAACCAAAUAGUUUGGAUCAUUGGAGAAAACCUCCAUCGAAUUUGCUUCACUCAAUGAGUGAUAAAGAGUUAUUAUGGAGAGCCUCUUUUGUGCCACGAAUAAAGAAGUAUCCAUUUAAUAGACUUCCAAAGGUUGCUUUUAUGUUCUUGACUAAGGGGCCGUUGCCAUUUUCUCCUCUUUGGGAGAGGUUUUUGAAGGGGCAUGAAGGGCUUUAUUCUGUUUAUAUUCAUUCGCUGCCAUCCUUCAAUACUGAGUUUCCUCCUUCUUCGGUUUUUUACAGGAGACAAAUCCCAAGUCAGGUCUCUGAGUGGGGAAAGAUGAGUAUGUGUGAUGCUGAGAGAAGGCUUAUUGCCAAUGCCUUGCUUGACAUAUCCAAUGAAUGGUUUAUCCUUCUCUCUGAAUCUUGCAUACCUCUAUACAAUUUCAGUGUCAUCUACCACUACAUAAAGAAAUCCAAAUAUAGUUUCAUUGGUGCAUUUGAUGACCCUGGGCCAUUUGGUAGAGGACGUUACAAUGAGAAUAUGGCGCCUGAGGUGAAUGUCACCCAGUGGCGUAAGGGAUCCCAAUGGUUUGAAAUUAACCGAAAGCUUGCAGUCAACAUAGUGGAAGAUAUUACAUAUUACCCGAAGUUUGAACAAUUCUGCAGACCAGCAUGUUACGUUGAUGAGCAUUAUUUUCCCACCAUGUUAACAAUUCAGGCAUCAAAUCUCUUAGCAAAUAGAAGCAUCACAUGGGUAGACUGGUCGAGGGGUGGAGCUCAUCCUGCUACAUUUGGUAGAGCAGACGUUACAGAAGAGUUCUUCAAGAGAAUCUUCGAAGGUCAUCAGUGCAUGUAUAAUGAUCAGCCGUCUUCGGUUUGUUUCCUUUUCGCCAGAAAAUUUGCUCCAAGCGCUUUGGAACCUUUGUUACAAAUAGCACCAAAAGUUUUGGGCUUCUGACUUGAGAAUGAUGAUCCUGAAGCAAAAUUUGAAGCGGAGAUUGGGUGCAUGAGAAGACUUAUGGGAGCAUGCCACUGCCAGGUCCAUUCUUUAAUCUCAUACAUAAAUGGGUCUUUUUCUUUUCGUUCUUUAUAAAUUUACCCUCGAGUCAUGUGCACAGAAAAUUGACGCUGGAGGUAUAUUCACAUUUUUGUAUUGACAUUAGAAUCAUAUGAUUAGAUAGUACCUAGUAUUUUGGUUUUUUCAAUUUUCAAUAACCUUUCCCUCUCUCUCUCUCUCUCUUCUCUCUCCAUGAUGAGCUUGAACUUUGAAUAUGGGAUCAUGUAAAAAACCUUUGGCUCCCAAACUAGUAACUUAGAAUCCCAUAAAUGCUGCCUGAGAUUAAACGCAAACAGUCCCCCAUCUGCCCCCAAAUUUAAGGAAUGUCACACGUGUGUGCCUUUGACACCUUCACCUGCCAUCAAUUCAAACCCUUCAAACCUUCAAUGGUAAGUUUCUCGAACUAUGAUAUGCAAUUGUCUUGCUUUCUUUUCUUCGAAUUUAGCAAAAAUACCUGUCCCUUUGGCGCCGUCUACGUGUUCUCCCCCGGUUCGCCCAAUGCCGCCUCUACCAUGUGAUGUUUUGUGGGCCCUCUAGGAAUCCUCAUUUGGCGACGGAAGGACCGUGAUUAUAAUAUUUCCUCAAUUGGGGCCUUGCCCCAAUCAGUCUCUCCCUCUCCUCUCGUCUCUUCUUUAUUGACCUGGCUACCCAUUUCCGCGCGUGUUAGCACGGGUGAAGGCCAUACCUUGACGUGUAGCCGAACCUUUUCGGUGCCAUCCAGAUGCUCCAGUUGAGAACACGCUUUAUAGCUGAGUAGAGCCACUACUGCCUUGAAAUGACAAAGAAUCAAAUUCUAAUCCCUAAGAAAGAACAGAGAGGUAGGCGCCUAACAAACAUUAACGGCGCCCAAAACGACCGCGUUUUUGGUUAUCAUACCUAACUACAUCAAUCUCCAGGCUGGAAAUCCGGGCAGCUGCCCGACCUUUCCUUCUUUCUCUUUCUACAUAUUAAGCGCCACCUAUAAUCCCACUUACUACCCAAAAACCCUCACACGUUUCCUCGCUCUUUUAGCCAAAAAAAAAAAAAAACCCUUUUUUAACGCUUAAGAAUUCCAACAACAAUGGCUCUCUCCAAGGCUUCUCUGGUACUUGUUCUCGUCGCUGUUUGCGCACUCAUGGGUUCAGCCAUCGCUGCUGACGCCCCAGCUCCAAGCCCCAUCUCAGGAACGGGCUCGAUCUCGCCCUCAUUCGUCUAUGUUUUCGUCGCCGCCGCUGUCACUCUGCUUUUCGGCUCUACUCUCAGGAUCUGAAGGAUGUUACCUCUGGUGGUUGCUUCUCGUUGGUUGGCGGCGAUGGAUGGUGUAGAGAUGGUGCUCGACUUUUCAUUUUAUAAUAUAAAUAUAUUGUUUUAAAUUUGGUUUGGAAUUUGAGUAGUGGUAGUAGAUCUAGGGAGUGAGUAUAUUCUAUUUAUGUGAGAGAGGUAGUGCACAGAUUAUUGAUUGGUGAUGUUCGGACUUUUAAAUUAUUUCAGUAUCAUUAUGGAUUGAUAUCAUUUUCAUUAGUAUAAUGAUAGAUCUUUUGUUUUGUAUAAUAUAUACAGCAUUUGUUUGUUAA
Messenger RNA from Durio zibethinus, 3983 nucleotides. The record is from RefSeq and is a predicted model, not a curated record. NCBI's taxonomy places the organism in Eukaryota, Viridiplantae, Streptophyta, Magnoliopsida, Malvales, Malvaceae.